AUGGCCUACCUUGCCAUAGCCGGAGUAUCUGUUGCCAUUUGGCUUGUUUAUCAAUGGGUACUCUUCAGAAUUGACGAAAGAAAGGUCCGACACAUUCCGACUGUGGGCCCUGACGGCUUCAUCUCUUCGUACAUAGCAGCCUGGAAGUUUGUGUUCAAAGGGAAGGAUCUUGUUCAAGAAGGAUAUGACAAGUACAAAGGGACGGCAUUCAAAAUACCAACGCUCAUGACUCCGAACCGAUGGCUUAUCGUCCUGACUGGCUCGAGCAUGAUUGAAGACGUUCGAAAAUGCUCAACCGAACGGGAGCUAUCAUUUAUGGAUGCUCUUUACGAGAUUCUACAGAAGAACUACGUGACAACCAGCCUCGCUGACAAGACCUGGGAGAAUACCUAUAAUACUGGAGUGAUUCGCGGCCCGAUGACUAGAGCCUUCCCAUCUCAGAUGGCUGACUUAAAGGAUGAAGUUGAGUCCUGUUUUAGGGAAAUGGUACCGAGGACGAAGGAAUGGACCCCAGUUCAAGCCCAAAAAACGAUGGUAUCCACCAUAUGCCGCACUACGAACCGCCUCUUCGUGGGCUUGCCGCUGUGUCGAGACCCUGAGUAUUGUCGAAUUCAAGAGUCGCUCACUAUCCAUAUGUUCACGGUCUCGAGCCUCUUGGGAUUAAUCCCAGAGUUCAUGCGAUCAUUUGUUGGCAGGAUCCUCAGCAAAUUCCCUUCGAAUCAUGCAAAGGUUACGAAAAUGGUGUACCCUCUGUUCAAUGAGAGGAUGGAGAUGGACGAGAAACACGGUCGUAAAUGGGAGGGAAGACCCAACGACAUGAUCUCAUGGCUCCUGGACGCUGUCCCUGAGGAAGGGGGCUUCAAGACCGUCGAAGACAUGACUAUGAGAAUCAUCUUCGCGAACAUGGGGGCCAUCCACACGACUUCGAUCACAGUAACCAACGCCUUGUUUGACCUAGCAGCCCGACCUGAGUAUGCGGCACCUCUUCGGGAGGAAAUCGAGGAGGCAGUCGAGGAGAUGGGCUGGUCUAAGGAAGCGAUGGAUCGGCUACACAAAUUGGAUAGCUUCUUGAAGGAGAGUACGAGACUCGCUGGUAUUGUCUGCUUCGGAAUGCAUCGAAAGGCGCGAAACGAUUAUACGUUUUCCAAUGGUGUAGUUGUCCCCAAAGGCUUUAGGACGGCGAUUGCUUCAGUUGCGACAUAUCUUGAUCCCGAUGUCUACGAGGACCCCGAUACCUUCGAUGGAUUCCGCUUUGUCAAGAACAAGGAAGGAUCGAACGGGGACUCUGCACGGGAUUAUCAGGGCAUGGUGUCACUUAACCCCAGCUAUCUGAUAUUCGGAGGCGGGCGGCCAGCUUGCCCGGGACGUUACCUCGCGGUCAACGAGGCCAAACUGGUACUGGCGCACGUGCUCCUCAAUUAUGACAUUAAGCUACCCAACGAUAGGACAACCCCUCCAGAACCUUUCUGGAUCGGAGAGAGUCGAGCAAUGGAUCCAAAAGCCGAGAUUCUCUUUAGAAGGAGGCAAUAG
Molecule: messenger RNA, 1530 nt
Organism: Coprinopsis cinerea okayama7#130
Lineage: Eukaryota; Fungi; Basidiomycota; Agaricomycetes; Agaricales; Psathyrellaceae
Product: ent-kaurene oxidase
Exons: 12
Coding region: 1-1530 (509 amino acids)
Molecular function (GO): oxidoreductase activity, acting on paired donors, with incorporation or reduction of molecular oxygen; iron ion binding; monooxygenase activity
Source: RefSeq, a predicted model, not a curated record